Molecule: messenger RNA, 1790 nt
Organism: Filobasidium floriforme
Lineage: Eukaryota; Fungi; Basidiomycota; Tremellomycetes; Filobasidiales; Filobasidiaceae
Exons: 10
Coding region: 142-1524 (460 amino acids)
Biological process (GO): seryl-tRNA aminoacylation
Cellular component (GO): cytosol
Molecular function (GO): ATP binding; tRNA binding; serine-tRNA ligase activity
Source: RefSeq, a predicted model, not a curated record
CUGCUGAUCUGAUCUGUUGGCACUCUGCACAAGACUUCGUCUGGAACAAAAGCGUAACAUAUUGUAAGCCUUCCGGCGUCUGACCUACAGGCAGCCGUCUUGCAGCGACUCAACAGCUAUUCCUGAACAGCCGCACAAAAAAUGAUUGAUCUUCUCCUUUUGCAAGCGAACAAGGGAGGAAAUCCCGAGAUCGUGAGGGAAUCGCAGCGAAAGCGAGGAGCCAGUGUCGAGCUGGUCGACGAGGUGCUCGACCUUUACAAGAGCUGGACCAGCCUUCAAUUCGAGGCAGAGUCUAUUAGGAAAAAGACCAAUGCCGUGCAGAAGCAGAUUACCCAGAAGAAAAAGGCCAAGGAGGAUGCCGACGACCUGUUGAAGGAGAAGAUCGCUCUCGACAAGGAGUUUGCCGAGAUGGGGAAGAGGGCAGCUGAAGAGGAGAAGAAGAUGACCGCCAAGGCUGCUACCAUUGGAAAUAUCGUUGACAAGAACUGUCAUGUUUCCUCUACCGAGGAUGAGAAUCCCAUCACCAAGCUCUGGCAUCCCGAGGGUCCCAACCACAAGGGCAUGGAUAUGGAGCAAAAAGGUCUCGGACCUUCCGACGUUACCCCCAACAUCAUCUCCCACCACGAAGUUCUCGCCCGACUGGAUGCCUUUGACACCGAUCGAGGUGCCAAGAUUGCCGGUCACCGAGGUUUCUUCUUGACGAACGAUGGUCUCGACUUGAACCAGGCCCUAAUCAACUACGGGCUGCAAUUCUUGAGGGAACGAGGGUACAAGAAGAUCCAGACGCCGUUCAUGAUGAGGAAGGAUAUGAUGGCCAAGACUGCUCAGCUGGACCAAUUCGAUGAGGAGCUCUACCACGUCGGCGGAGACGAGGAUGAUAAGUACCUCAUCGCUACUUCCGAGCAGCCCAUCUCGGCCAUGCACGCCGACGAGCGAAUGGAGCCCAAGGAGUUGCCGAUCAAGUACGCCGGAUACUCGACCUGUUUCCGAAAGGAGGCCGGGUCCCACGGAAGGGACACCUGGGGUAUCUUCCGAGUGCAUCAGUUCGAGAAGAUCGAACAAUUUUGCAUCACCAAGCCCGAAGACUCUCCUGCCAUGCUUGACACCAUGCUCGAGAACUCGGAGGCGUUCUACCAAUCGCUGGGUCUCCCCUACCGGAUCUCUCAGAUCGUUUCUGGAGCGCUCAACAAUGCCGCUGCGAUCAAGUACGACCUCGAGGCCUGGUUCCCUAUGCAGUGCGAGUACAAGGAGUUGGUCUCGUGCAGCAACUGUACCGACUAUCAAUCCCGAAGCUUGAACGUGCGAAAUGGAGACCGUGCUGCUGGAAAGCCCAUCGAAUACGUCCACAUGUUGAACGGAACUCUGUGUGCCACCGAACGAGCGCUGUGCUGUGUUGUCGAGAACUGGCAAACUCCCGAGGGUCUCCGUAUUCCCCCGGUCUUGCAGCCUUACAUGCAAGGCCGCGAUUUCCUUCCCUAUGUCAAGGAACUGCCCAAGAACUCUACCAGCAACAAGAAGAAAUAGAUAUCAGUCUACUCGCACUAGGUAUCGCUAGGCUAGGUUUAUUAACUGUUUUGGGCUCGUGAUAGAGAAUGGCUACGGAUUACAGUCAUAUGAGCACAUGGCGGCGUUACUUUCUUGGUUUCUGCCUCCUGGUCCGUUCCUUCGUUCAUACUCUUAGAUCGGUGAUUUCGGUUGAUGACGUAAUGGCUUCGAUCGAUUGAUCUCGUCGCGGAUUGAACUUCAACGACUAAAUGGCCAUCAAGCUCCAAGCUCUAAGAUACUAAGGU